AUGGCGGCGGCGCCGCCGCCGCACAGCUCGCCCCCGCGGCCAUGCGACCCUGGCCCGCCGCCGCAGUUCCUUGGCCGGCCAGCGCGGCUUGAGGCUGCGGGCGAGCCCGACGGCGCGGAGCCGCGCCGGCGGCCCGAGCCGCCCCAGGGGCCGCGCACCAGGGCCUCGGAGGGCGCGCCUGCGGGCGGCGUGCGGGCAACGCCAGCCGCCCUGCUCAGCCCGCAGCUGCCUGCGGUGAGCGAGCAGCCGGAGAGCGACAGCGACGACGGCACGCAGGAGGACGAUCGCCGCCUGUUCGUCGCCUGGGUUGUGCUGUUCGCCCUGGCGUUGUUGGCGCUCGGUGCGCUCUUGGCGGUCUACCUGGCCACGGCGCGCCCAUGCUGGAACGAUGGCCUGCGCAACGGCCGCGAGUACUGGGCCGUGUCAUGGCCGUACUUCGCACUGGCCGCGCCCACGUCCUUGGCCUUCGCGGCCUGGGGCGUCUCCGUGCGCCGCCGGUCCCGCCCCGUCCCGUUGCACGCGUGGACGCGGCGCUCUGGGGCGUGCACUUCUGUCGCCGCGGUCGCCUGGCUCGCUUUGCCUAUCCUGGACCCAGGGUGCCACGGCGCGGCGGGCGCGGCGUGGCGCGCAGUGUGCCUUGGGCUGGUCUAUGGGGCCCACCUCACGACCAUGUGCAUCCCGUGCCACGUCGUCGGGCUGAGGCUCCGCUCGUUGCGGCGCCUGCGGAUGGCGCGGUUGGCUCGGGCCAUACUCAUUUUCGGCAUUGCAGGCAGGCUUGCGUGCGGUGCGGCCUGGUUAACACUCUUUCCCCUCGGCUGGCCAGGCCCAGAUGGCGGGCUGGUGAUUGCUGCUCUGCAUCAUCUUCGUCUCGUUGGGAUGAUGAUUGCCGUUUUCAGCGUGACUGUGACUACGUGUUGCGGGACGGUGGGCCUUCUAAUCGCCAGCCGCGCGCGCCACUGGGCACGCAGGACUCGAGUGGGAAGUGAGCUGGGUUCGCCUCACUGCCGCUUUUAUCGCUGCGAAACUCCUGCUGACGUGUGUGGAAGGCUACUCCUGGACACUGACCAACGGCGGCGCCUCCGAUAA
Molecule: messenger RNA, 1086 nt
Organism: Prorocentrum cordatum
Lineage: Eukaryota; Dinophyceae; Prorocentrales; Prorocentraceae
Source: the annotation of a GenBank genome assembly